Messenger RNA from Closterium sp. Naga37s-1, 666 nucleotides. NCBI's taxonomy places the organism in Eukaryota, Viridiplantae, Streptophyta, Zygnematophyceae, Desmidiales, Closteriaceae. The record is from the annotation of a GenBank genome assembly.
AUGGUCGUAGAUGCGACGGCUAGUUGCGCGCAUGACGGUGGCGAGCAGCGGCGCGACAAUGGCGGGAGGUGGCGAGCGGUAGCGAGUGUCGGGCGAGGCGGGAGCGUGCAGCGUCAUGCUAUAGGCCCCUGUCCUUCUUUCCCUUUCCCCCUCUCCUUCUCUCUCAUUCCCCCAGUCUUUCUCGCCCUUUCCCCUGUCCUUCUAUCCCUUCCCCCCUGUCCUUCCCUCCUUUUCUCCAUGUCCUUCCCACCCUUUCCCCCUGUCAUUCUCUCCCUUUCCCCUUGUCCUUCCCUCCCUUUCAUCGUUUUCGUUCCUCCUGAUGUUUUAUCCGCUCUCCCCCCUGUCCUUUCUUCCCUUUCUCCCUGUCCUUCCCUCCCCUUCUUCUCCCUCCCUCCUUUCCCCUCUCCCAACCCACUUCUUCCCCCUGCUCUCAUCCGCCCCCAUUCCUCCCCCUCUCCCAACCCUCUGCUCCUUUCCCCUUUUCCUAAACCCUUCCUUUCCAUCUUUCCCAUCCCUUCCCUUUCCCACUAUCCCGUCCCACCAUUCACCCUUCCCCCGGCCAUCCCUUUCCCUCCUCUCCUGCCCCUCCCCAUUCCGCACUUCCGUCCCUUCCCUUUCCACUAUGUCCCCUCAUCCAGCCCAGCCCACAGCAGCAGCUUCGCUUGA